This is a messenger RNA of Corythoichthys intestinalis (scribbled pipefish), 1445 nucleotides long. RefSeq names its product transmembrane 4 L6 family member 4-like. The record is from RefSeq and is a predicted model, not a curated record. NCBI's taxonomy places the organism in Eukaryota, Metazoa, Chordata, Actinopteri, Syngnathiformes, Syngnathidae. The transcript has 5 exons. Bases 279 to 890 code for a protein of 203 amino acids. Gene Ontology annotation, cellular component: membrane.
UCUUACAUCAACCAUCCUGUGUUGAAGUAUACAGGUGACCUGGAUUGAGUCACAUCAUUCAGAAAAUCUAUUAUACCUGUAUACUACAUUUAAUUUGAAAAACUGAAAUCUUAAUCUGAGUAAGGACAUAUAUAUUACAAACUUGUGUUUUGCUUAAUUUUUUGGAUCCUUGCAACACAUAACAUUGAAUAAUCUUUUCUGUUUUUGAAGAACAAGGCACGAUUUUUUCACCUCAGAAAUUACAAUCGGUGGCAUUUGGGUUUGUAAAAACUACCACAAUGUGCUCUGGGGGCUUUGCGAAGUGUCUGGGGAUCAGUCUGCUGCCCCUGGCAGUAGUGUGUGUGCUGUGCAACAUCCUUCUCUUCUUUCCUGGGGGGAAGGUUGUGGAUAGUGAACACAUCACAAAAGAAGUCUGGUACUUUGGAGGAAUUUUGGGCUCUGGGGUUUUGAUGAUUUUCCCGGCCCUGGUCUUCCUGGGUCUGAAGAACAAUGACUGCUGCGGUUGCUGUGGCAAUGAAAGCUGUGGAAGGAGAUUUGCGAUGCUGAGUUCCAUUCUGUUUGCAGCUGUGGGUCUUGUAGGAGCCGGUUAUUCAGUCAUAGUUUCAGCUGUUGCCAUAAACCAGGGACCCCAAUGUCUGGCUGAAGUGAACAAUACAAAAAUAUGGACGUAUCCCUUCAACGAUGGUGACUAUCUGACUAAUUCAACCAUAUGGUCAAAAUGUAUUGAACCUGCUGGUGUGGUGUCAUGGCAUCUCUCCCUGUUCUCUGUUCUGCUGGUCAUGGGUUUAAUCCAGCUGGUGCUGUGUGCUGUGCAGGUGAUAAAUGGGCUCCUUGGAGCUCUGUGUGGGGACUGCUGUGGCUGCUGUGGUGGGAAUGAUGGAGCUGUUUAAACAGUAACAGCGUCUGAGUUCAACUUCAGCAUUACCUUAUUUAUUCUCCAUUUAAUAAAAAAGAGCUACUUGAUGGCAGUGUGAUGUAUAUUAUGUAAAAACACUGCUGAAAUGACAGUACUCAGUCUUUUCACCUUCAAUUCCUUAUUUGCAGUGCACUGUUAUUAUUGCAAUAUUUUUGGGGCGCUGGGGGCAUUUUAUUAUUUAAAAAAUUAUGUAUUUUAGAUGCAUGAAUCACCCUGUCACAAAUGCCACACAAUUGUACAAACUUGGAAUGACUGUCCGCUGGUGUGCUUUUUGGGUGUUGUUUCAUUCAAUGGAAAUAAUGUAGCUGUGUCAUAGCACCUGUAAUCUGUGCGUAAUAAACACUUCAAAAAAAAAAUUUCACAUGUGUUGACAUUUUAAUAAAAAUGGCUGUAUGACGCAUGGGUUGAGUAGGACUCUUUCCUUUUGAAUCUUGUUUGGGCAUUUAGAGGUAGUAAAAGUAAUCAUAUGGGUUUUAAGUGUCAGGAUUUGCGAACGCGAAAACAAGGUUGGACUCACAACAGACAACCA